Molecule: messenger RNA, 1842 nt
Organism: Diprion similis
Lineage: Eukaryota; Metazoa; Arthropoda; Insecta; Hymenoptera; Diprionidae
Product: juvenile hormone epoxide hydrolase 1-like
Exons: 8
Coding region: 109-1503 (464 amino acids)
Biological process (GO): epoxide metabolic process
Molecular function (GO): epoxide hydrolase activity
Source: RefSeq, a predicted model, not a curated record
GCCGGCGUCCAGUGUGCGUUGAGCGGGCGUUUUUGUCAGUGCGAUUGAACACAUUCGUUCAUUUAUUAUAUCUCCAAGGCCUGAAACGAUAGACUUAAGGAGAACAAAAUGCUGAAGCUGGGAGCUGUGUCGCUGCUUCUUAUUAUUGGACUCGUAAAAUAUUUCGGGUACAAGGGAGAACCUGAGGUACCAAAUCUACCAAGUGACCAGUAUUGGGGACCAGGAAAACCUACGAAGAUCGACGAAAGCAUCCGUCCGUUCAAGAUCGACAUCCCGAAAGAGGUUAUAGAUGAUCUGAAGAAUCGUUUGGAAAGGACACGGUCCUUAAGAAAGCCGCUGGAAGGUGCAGGAUGGACUUACGGCGUAAACAGUGAUUACUUCAAAACAGUAUUGGAAUAUUGGAGAACAAAGUACGACUGGAGUAAACGCCAAGCACUCCUCAACAAGUAUCCCCAGUUCAAAACCAACAUUCAAGGUUUGGACAUCCACUUCUACCAUGUAAAGCCCACAAUCCCUAAGGGUAGUUCGAUCCGAGUUCUUCCUUUGCUGCUCGUCCAUGGCUGGCCAGGAUCUAUCGUCGAAUUCCAAAAGAUCAUCCCCCUUCUUACGACGCCGCGUUCAAAUGCGAACUUCGUCUUCGAAGUGAUCGCACCAUCGCUUCCAGGGUACGGAUUUUCCGACGGCGCAUCUCGUCCAGGUCUCGGAAAUCCUCAGGUGACAGUGUUGAUGAAAAAUCUGAUGACUCGGCUGGGAUUUGAGGAAUUCUACACUCAAGGUGGCGAUUGGGGAAGCAUCGUCACUGCAAACAUGGGAGUUCUUUAUCCCAAGAGCGUUUCUGGUAUGCACCUAAACUUUUGCCUACAAAACACCCCGUCAUCAACUCUGUGGUCAAUUAUCGGCGCCUACAUUCCGUCUUUAGUUAUCAGCGACGAGCAUUGGUCCAAAAUGUAUCCUUUGAGUCACCACUAUUCCCGUCUUCUUGAAGAGUCAGGAUACAUGCACAUCCAGGCCACCAAACCCGACACCGUCGGAAUCGCUCUGUCCGAUUCACCUGCCGGUCUGGCUGCCUACAUUUUGGAGAAGUUCAGCACCUGGACGAAUCCGGAAUACAGAUUCAGUCAAGACGGUAAAUUGCUCGAGAAAUUCACUAUCGACGAGCUUUUGGACAACCUGAUGGUAUACUGGGUGACCAACUCAAUCACGACCAGCAUGCGCUUGUACGCGGAAAGUCUUAACACGGCAACUCGAAGUCUCAAACUGGAUUCGUUUCCCAUCAAGACGCCGACGGCCUGUGCCAUGUUUCCGAACGAGAUCUCAUAUCUAUCAGAGUCUUUGUUACGAUCGAGAUAUCCGAAUCUGAUUCAAGUAAACCAUCUGCCUCGAGGCGGUCAUUUUGCCGCUUUUGAGGAGCCUCAGCUUCUUGCUAACGAUUUCUGGUCUUUUGUUAGUACGGUGGAGGAGAAGAAAAAAAAUGAGAAUACUGGAAAGUCUUCGGAAUUGUAAAAAAAAAAUUUUUCAUCGACACAUUUUUAAUAUUUUUUACAAUGUAUACCAAUAUUAAACAGUUGAAAUAAUCUUACGGGUUUCGUUUUCUGUUUUCAUUAUCCUCCAUCUGCCAUUGGUAUCAAUUGUUCAAAAAAAAAUUAUGCUAUUACAAAAUACCCAAUGUGUUUUAUGUUGACACAUUUGUAUUGAACUACUCUCGCGAAGAGUCGUUAUAAAAAUUGUUCCAUUUAAAGCUCGUUUGAAAUAUGGAUAUCAUUACAAAUAGCUGCUAGUAAUAGCUGAGCUGUUAACAUCUUCAUAGCUUGGCUAUUGUUAGAGUUCAGUUUCUUUUGUUUU